Harpegnathos saltator (Jerdon's jumping ant) is the source of this 6432-nucleotide messenger RNA. Its product is annotated as ras-specific guanine nucleotide-releasing factor 2. NCBI's taxonomy places the organism in Eukaryota, Metazoa, Arthropoda, Insecta, Hymenoptera, Formicidae. Gene Ontology annotation, molecular function: guanyl-nucleotide exchange factor activity. Gene Ontology annotation, cellular component: plasma membrane. Gene Ontology annotation, biological process: Ras protein signal transduction. The transcript has 26 exons. Bases 1035 to 5552 code for a protein of 1505 amino acids. The record is from RefSeq and is a predicted model, not a curated record.
GUCGGUCGGUCGGUCGUUCGGUCGGUCGGUCGGUCGGUCGGUCGGUCGGUCGGUCGGUCGCCCUCGCGCGUCAGGCACGUCGCGACCCCCAACACAGCAGCAUCGUCGCAUCCGUCCCGACUAUGAGAAGAGCGUCGGGUGCCGCCGCCGGCUGUCACCACCACCACGGGACGUCGUCUCCGUCGGCGUCGUCGUGGUCGUCGUCGCCGUCCUCGUCGCCGUCGCCGUCGCCGUCGCCGUCGCCGUCGUCCUCGUCGUCAUCGUCGGCGUAUUGUUCGUCCGUAUCUUCAGCUCGGUCGUGCCGGAAAUAAAAGCCGGCAGUUUUGCGGCAGCAAAAGCCGGGGUGAUAAAAGCCGACACCUCCUGGAGGAAGCCGCGGGCGUUGCCUUCGUCAUCCAUCACGAGGACCCGUCACGAGAAGCACCGCGGGGAUAAAAAAAGGAAAGAGAGAAGGGAACCGGCGAGCGAGUCAGGGACUUUCUCUCCGUCCGGCGGAUCUCACGGCCGAAGGGGAAGAUAAUUCGGCGGAAGGAAGAAGGGAAAGAAGAAGAAGAAGAAGAAGAAGGUGGAGAAGAAGAAAGUCACCGAGAUCUCGCCGGAAAGGCCAACAGAAAGUGGAUGGGAUAGCGGAGAAAGGGUAUGCGGUCUUGAGAGCACGUAACAAACAGGUGGCGAGGCGGGAUCCUCCGUCGAAGGCCUCGGUUCUGCCGAAAGAGAGGGCGGAUAUAUCACGAGGGGUGUGAGAGAAAGAGAGAGAGAGAGAGAGAGAGAGAGACAGACAGACACACGCGCGCACACGAAAGUAACAGAUGCGACGGCACCUGCAGCGCAUCCCGACCCGAAUCAUCCACCGGCGGAUCUCCCCGGCCGAGAGCGAGACACAUCAAUCUCGCGACGCUUGACCGUCCGGGGCCGGGCGUUCUUUUCUAUUACACCGUUAGAACCUAAACAAGGUAAUCUGGACAAUCAAUCACCGCUGUGAACAUCAGGACAAAGGGGGGGGGGAGACGCCCAUUUGGUAACGACCUGUGAUCAUGCUCAGUCCCAAGAUGCAAAGAACCGUGAGGGUGAAUGACGCUCAGCUAGUCAUGCUGUCGGAGAGAGCCCAUUACGAUCAUUCGCUGACGGGAUAUUUGCACAAGCGGGCAACCGACUCCACUAAGUGGCAAUUACGAUGGUUCCUUCUCUAUCAGAAUAUGCUAUUCUAUUACGAGAACGAGAACUGUUCGCGGCCCAGUGGCGUCAUUCUGCUGGAGGGCUGUUAUUGCGAUCGACUCAUCACCGCCAAAGGCAAAGAACCGGAUAAACAGCACUGUUUCGCGAUAUCGUACAGGAGGGAGAAUCAACGGCAAUACGAGCUGAAAGCGGCCACCGAGACGGAUUGCAAAACAUGGAUCGACGCGAUACAAGAAGCCAGUUUUAACAAAUUGCUGCUGCAAAAGGAGGAGCUCGAGCAAAAGCACCUGCACCUGUUGCAAAUCGUCGAGAGCGAGAAGACGGCCAAGUGGCAGUACACCCAGCAAUGCGAGGAAUUGGCGUCGGAGAUAAAAAAGCUGCGAGCCGAGCUGUGUACACUUAAAAAAGAACUGAGACCCUCGGUGACGCCGACGUAUGGUAGACCGGUGGUUCAAAGGACUAUGUCUCAAGGUACCGGUAGCUUAUACAGCGGAUCUCAAGCACUCGGCGGUAUGGCUCACGGCAUCGCCGGAACCGGAUUCGGAGGGGCGCCCGCAUUACGCGGCAUUAUGGAGGGUUCCAUUGAAAUGCAGAAAAUCAAGAAGGUCCAGAGUUUCUUCAGGGGCUGGCUAUGCCGUAGGCGUUGGAAGCAAAUCGUUGAACAGUACAUCAAAAGCCCGCACGCAGAAAGCAUGCGCAAGCGGAACAGUCUGGUAUUUAAAAUGGUGGAGGCCGAGGUGGAGUACACGGAGCAGAUGGAGGUUUUAGUAAUCUGUUUUCUGAGGCCUUUCAAGAUGGCUGCCAGUUCAAAGAAACCCCCAUGUAGUCACGAGGAUGUGAAUAGCAUAUUUUUGAAUAGCGAGACCGUGCUGUUCCUUCAUCAGAUCUUCCUGAAGGGUCUCACUUCUCGUAUGGAGAGCUGGCCCACUUUAGUUUUAGGUGACUUGUUUGACAUGCUGCUACCGAUGUUAUCGAUAUAUCAAGAGUACGUGCGAAACCACCACUACAGCCUUCAAGUGUUAACCGAAUGCAAGCAAUCAGCCUCGUUCGCGGCAUUGCUCAAGAGGUCGGAGCAAAAGACUGCCUGCCAAGGACGAUCCCUGGAGACCUUUUUAACAUAUCCCAUGCAUCAGAUUCCGAGGUACAUAAUUACUCUGCACGACUUACUGGCGCACACGCCGUACGACCACGUGGAACGCAAGAGCCUCCAGAAUGCCAAGCAACAGUUGGAGGACCUGUCGAGACAAAUGCACGACGAGGUCAGUGAGACCGAGAAUCUGAGGAAGAACUUAGCGGUGGAGCGAAUGAUCGUCGAGGGAUGCGACAUUUUGUUGGAUGUCAAUCAGGUUUUCGUGAGACAAGGUACGCUCGUGCAACUCGUGGACAAGCCGCGCGGUGCGCGGAGCAGGCUGAGCGCUACCUUCGGCGGCAAAGCGGCCAGCGACAAAGAGGCGGUCAGGCAGUGUUUCCUGUUCUCGAAUCACCUGCUGCUCACGACCCGCCAGUCCGACGACGACGGUCGGCUGAAUCUCGUCCCGCAGAUCGGCAAGAUCCCCUUGUCCGAGGCGGCGCUGAUCGAGGAUCCGAGCGAUCAGACUGCCACGGACGAUGACGAACUGUCAGUAUGUUCGAUGUCAAGCGGCAUCAGCGAGAGUAGCGGAAGCGGCAGCAGUAGCGCGACCUCCCAGCUGCAGAAUCGCGACUUCAAGAUCAUUCUCGACGUAAAGUCCGGCGGAGUUAAGGUGACUGUGCAUCUCGUAGCGCCUACUAUGCAGGAAAAGGCCGCUUGGAUCAGCGACAUCAGCCAGUGCAUGGACAACGUUCACUUCAACGACCUGCUCCACGGAUCGGACACCAGUUCCGUCACGAUGCCGCAGUCUAUUAGAAACGACCCGAAGCUCUUCAAGGACGACGUGGACAUACGCUUCAGUCGUACCUUGAACUCCUGCAAGGUGCCGCAGAUACGUUCCGCCACGCCGGAGCGUUUGCUGCAGCGGCUGACCGAUCUGCGGUUCCUCAGCAUCGACUUUCUCAACACGUUUCUAUUGACGUACCGGGUGUUCACCGACGGCGUCACGGUGCUGGAGGCUCUCAAGAAGGUCUUCUACGAGGCCGAGCCGCCGGACGCGCCGAUGCCCACCGGGUCCCUCAUGUCUCUAGACGUGCUAGGAGCUUCCGCGGGCGAGUCCCAGUUGCAAUCAGAAGACCGAAGGAGAAGCAGCUUUUCACCGAGACGAACCAGCGGCGCGAGCUCGGUGUCAGGUUACGGGUCGGAAGUGAGCGACUGCCGCGAAACUAGGCUCCACGGAUCCUUCGACACCAAUGUGGGUGGGCUGAAUUCGAAGGGUCAUUGGCGAUCCGGUUACAGGAAGCUGGAGGAGGAACAGUCGCUCGGUCUGAUCUCCGAGACUCCGAUCAUCAAACGUAGCCCUACGUCGCAGACGUCGAGUCCAUCCACCGCGUCGCAAUCCCCGAUCACGCCGCGCAAGAUCAGUAUUCGCGUGAACAAGGACUCCGAGAACGACGGGUGUCACCUGACGAUACCGAAAGUGAUCGCCGUGUCGUCCAGCUCCGAGACGCUCACAGAUAUUACAGUAAUCAGCGCGCCAUCCUCGCCGAGCAACUUGAGCUCCGUGACGCUAGUCGGCUCAACGGGAUCCGGAUCCGGAUCUGGAUCGGACCCGAGUCCUCAGGAAGCUGGUAGCUACUCCCGCGGUAUCUCAGAGGAGACGGACACGCCCGUGGGGACGGAGGAUAGCUCGAGAGAGGUACAAUUCACGUACGACACCCCGACGCAAUCGAUCGAUAAGCCAGACACUCCCACGAAAACUCCGACCUCUCCGGCGAGCGGAGGAGCCGAGACGAAAAAAGAGGGGCAAACCACCCCGAUGGAUGAGGAGGGUAGCGAAUCGUCCCUUCAGCAAGCCAGUCAACCGGCACAAACGAGUCAACAACAAUAUCCGGAGCACAGGGCAUCUGUCGCCUCCGCUCCGCCGUGCACCACAAGGAGAGGCUCAAUCUCCACCAUAACCGGAAAUUACUGGGCGAGUCGACGCUCGAUGCAGGAGGAGAUUUCGUCGCAGCAGAGCAACUAUCAGCAUGACGCUCAACAGGUCACCAGCAAAGCGGGCGUGGUGAUCACGAGCUUCCGCCAGAGUCACCGAAGCAUUGGACCUGAACCUAUCUGGAGCAGCACGUCCACGGCCGCGGCCGCGUUCGCAAUCGCGACUUCCGCCUCGAGCAAUCCGCCUGACAAGGGGCCCAGCACCGCGAACGACGGCAACAACCGCAGCGGUUCCUGCCGCGACAAGAACAGACGGAAGGAAUCGGUGAUGUCGACCGCCGCCACUAUGAGGGUGCUCAACGUCCUGCGGCACUGGGUGUCCAAGCAUCCGCAGGACUUCGAGCUUGAUCAGAAGCUGAAGAACCUGACGAUCGAGUUCCUGGAAGAUAUCAUUUACAGUCCGAACCUGCUGUCGGUUGAACACAAGGCGGCCAGCCAGCUACUCAGGCUGAUCACCAAGGAAGAGCUCGAGAGCAGCAAGAUUGACUUGGACAAAUUGCUGGCGCCGCCGACGGUUCAGAGCAAGGAGAGCAUCGAGACGCUGUCCGCGCUCGAGAUCGCGGAGCAAAUGACGUACCUGGACCAUCAGAUAUUCGUGUCCAUCGCCAGCGAGGAAUUCCUCGGCCAAGCGUGGAUGAAGACGGAUAAGAGCACACGCGCGCGCCACAUCCUCCUCAUGACGAAGAGAUUCAACGAGGUGUCGCAGCUGGUGGUCUCCGAGAUUAUCCGUCGGUCCAACAUGUCGGCCAGGGUGGCGGCCAUCGAGAAGUGGACCGCGGUCGCCGAUAUCAGCCGAGUGCUGCACAAUUAUAACGGCGUGCUGCAAAUUUGCGCGGCGUUCACCAACAGCAGCGUGUAUAGGCUGAAGAAAACCUGGGAGAAGGUCUCCAAGACGACGAAGCAGACGAUAGAGAGACUGCAGCACAUCGUCUCAUCCGACGGACGCUUCAGAAAUUUGCGGGACGCCCUGCACCGUUGCGACCCACCCUGCAUCCCUUACUUGGGUCUCUACCUCACCGAUCUCUCGUUCAUCGAGGAGGGCACUCCAAACUUCACCGAGGACGGUCUUCUGAAUUUCUCCAAGAUGCGAAUGAUCGCCCAUGUGAUCCGCGAGAUACGACACUUCCAGCAGACGCCCUACAAGAUCGAACUGAUCACGAAGGUGAGCAACUACCUGCUGGACACGUCGCUUCUGCUGAACGAGAAGGAUCUGUAUCGCAUGUCUUUGGACAUCGAGCCCAGAACAUCCAGGCUAAGCAGCUCGACCAUAAUCGGUUUGCCGCCGUCGGUCAGUCAAGCGUCUAUGAAAUGAACUCGUUUCGUCGUCUUGAGCGAACAAACGAACGGAGAGAGUGGGAACCAAGCGGCAAGUUAAAACCGCGACGAGCGAGAAGAUAAGACGAUAAGGAAGAUCCAAGAUCGAAAAGUAGUAAGUAUCCGUUGCGCGCGCGGCCGAUUAUUCGAUCGCGAACGCGACUCGCCGUGUUUACAGCCCCGUCCACUCUUUCUGUCCACUUGAGUUACGCUGUCGGCUUGUGACGCGUCGAUUUUCGACGUUCGCUUCUUUUGUCGUUUUUGCGUCUGACGCGUUUUCGCGAGGUAUAAGCUCCUAGACAAAUAAGGUCAACGGGGAUCUCGUCGUCGCAAAGAAUCGGCCUCUCAGCCUCUUCCGCGGGAAGGAACUUGGUCGCAAGUUCGUUUCGGACAACGUACGAUCGCGGUAAGUGCAGCGAAAUUGAGAUUACGUUCCGGGCGAAUCUUCUCUAAGUUGCUGAAAUUGCUCUCCGCUGUCCUUCGGUUGUUUCAUUACCAUUAUUGCUCUUGCUUCCGAGAAGCUCUCAUAGACAUUUUGCGACGAUAAAGUGAAUACAUAGACUAAGGGUAGAAGUGGAUGUGCGCGUGGCUGGACAUAAGAUUGAAGAUAAACUUGCUAUUUUGUUGCGAAAUGUCGCUAAGGAUCUGCAAUUGUUUUCUCCCGUAAUUUUUACCUGUGCAACUUCAGACCACGCGAGAAUUCCUUUGAAUUAAAAACGAUGUUGAUGAAAUAAUCAGUAACAAGAGUAGAAGAAGAGAAGAGAAUUUUUUUUUUCGUGAUAACGUAUUUCUUUCCUUGUGCAUUCCGCAUAUCAUUAUCUUGUGUGUGUCACGUGCAUCAUUCUCUCGUACGAAAAAGAAAAAAGAAAAAAAAAAUA